Lindgomyces ingoldianus is the source of this 1197-nucleotide messenger RNA. RefSeq lists its product as uncharacterized. Lineage: Eukaryota; Fungi; Ascomycota; Dothideomycetes; Pleosporales; Lindgomycetaceae. Bases 1 to 1197 code for a protein of 398 amino acids. The record is from RefSeq and is a predicted model, not a curated record. The transcript is spliced from 11 exons.
AUGAUAUCACCUCUACGUCCCUGGCUUGGAGACGUGGAUAGAUCUCUUAACUCGCUCUCUGCAAGCGGUCGCAUGGUGGAUGGAGGACGAGAAGGGUGCGGCAUAGUAGUCAGGCGUGGUUUUGACCUUCUAAACCGCUUACUGAACUUCGAUGAGAAACCUGGAGCUAUCUCCGUCGUCAUUCUGGUCUACCUGAGCGUCUGGAGUGAAAACUUUACCAUCCGAGCGUGUAUCAUGCGACACGAAGCUCCGUGGCGCUUUCAAGGUCUAGUCGAAUGGCGGAUAUUUCCUCUUGAGGAGCAGAGGUUCUCGAUAUGCAAAACUCACUUGUAUGUUUUCGAAUGCGGAGGUCAUGCACGACCUUCCCUAGAACUCAAGAACCUUACCGCAAACCUUGCACACGCAAAAGCUCACUCUGGGUUUACGCGUCGGUCUCAAGCAACCAGUUUCUCAGACUCACCGCAGCCACCACACGAUCCCGCCGUCGUCCUAUCACGGGUGGAGGAGAUGGGAGAGAAGAAACUUGCCAGGUUAGGCAGCGGUCGGAGAAGAGUGGUUAUAUUCGUUCCCGCGCGUUUAGAGAAGGGAUUUCGGCAGCCAUUGCGGGAUCUAAGGAUCAAGCUGGCGGAGGACAUUUGCGUAGAAAUUGUCAGAUGUUUGGCGAAGCUCACCAAUAGUGCGGUGAUCUGGGAUGGCGAAGCGCCUGAUUUGGCCCUCAGAACAUCCUUACAAAGCCUAAAAAGGAUGUUUCGCGUCGUUCUGUCACUUGUUAGUCAACUAGUGUCUAUACAAAUCUGCGCAGUAAUGACUCGAGGCGGCGUAGUUGAUGUGGUGUGUCCAAUUAGCGAAGGUUUCUCGCUGCGGAGGCAAAACACUUGUAGCGUGCGGCCUUUGAGGAUGGCCGGAGGUGAAAGGGGUCUCUCGUCUCUCGCCAUCACAAAGUCCGAUUGUUUUGCCAACCACAACACCCUCAACAUUACCUUCUGCUCAUGCCCUUGGAAUGGAGUUGCCAGCUUCCCAAUUCACGUUUUCGACGUCUCAGCCAUCCGCACGUCAAACAGGGGCUUGCAGCGACGGCACCGACCUGCACUUCAACUGCAAGCAUUUACAGGCCGUUAUUUCAGGCCUCCGCAGCGAUACGCCCGAGUGCCAUCCCGCGCGGGACUCUUUGCUGUUCUUGUCACACGGUCGAGGUAA